CACAUGAAAAUGAUUGUCAAUUGGUAAUGGUUUCAGGAGUUCCCAAACCACUGGACAUUAUUAAAUCCGAAGAUAAUUACGAAAUCGAUGACACCAUUAAUGAAAGCACUAAUACUACGGGCAUUGAAGCUAAUGGACAGGUCGUGGACUCGUCGGUGCCGCCACUCGAUGUCAUUAAAACCGAGGAUACUAUUCAAACGACAGCCGCUGCACAUGUCGAAGACCUUAACAGUAAUUCAAUUGAAAACACUAACAGUUGUGGUAUUGAAGAUAAUAGACAGGUCUUAGGAUCAGAUGCACUGCCACUACUGGAUGUCAUCAAAACGGAAGUGAUUGAAAAUGUAGCCAAUAAUGCUGAGAGUAUAACGGGUACAACCCUACCGCCCCUGACCACCACCAUUGAAGCGGUGCCACAGGAUGUCAACUCAGAGGACGAAAAUGAAAUGCGAGACACUGUCGAUGACAACACGAAUGACACGCAAAAUGUGGGACAAGUAGUCACUGAAUCAAAUGCGAUGACAUUGGAUGUCAUCAAAAGCAGAGAUGAAUCUCACGAACCAGUUGUCGAAAGUCGGGCCGAGACUACCGGUGCAACUGAUGUAUUGAGUGAACCAAAGGGGGCGACAAAACCCAAACCCAAGAAAAAACGAAAUCGUCAUCCAAUCACUUAUUAUUGCAAUGAAUGUGUGAUUACUUUUGAUACGGAAUUCCGUUUGCGCACACAUUUGGCGGACAUCCACAACAAUCCGGUGUUUGAGUGCAAGCACUGCGACUACAGGGGUCGGUCCCCCAAA
Molecule: messenger RNA, 794 nt
Organism: Oppiella nova
Lineage: Eukaryota; Metazoa; Arthropoda; Arachnida; Sarcoptiformes; Oppiidae
Source: the annotation of a GenBank genome assembly